Molecule: messenger RNA, 4038 nt
Organism: Pararge aegeria (speckled wood butterfly)
Lineage: Eukaryota; Metazoa; Arthropoda; Insecta; Lepidoptera; Nymphalidae
Exons: 1
Coding region: 1-4038 (1345 amino acids)
Source: RefSeq, a predicted model, not a curated record
AUGAGUACCAUCGAAACGCGAAGCAAGAAGUCACAACCGAAGGAAAAGGAAGUCGGAAGCGACGAAUCGGGAGAUUCGUCUAGAACAGGCGAAACGUCAGGUACAGAGCGAACCACCUGUACAGGACAAACAACUAGCACCAAUCAAACUACGACCACAACAGACUCAAGCAGUACAGCGAAAAACACACCACAAGACGUGCAUAGAAAAGCGACGGGAUCACGGACAUCGCAGAGCAAACGUGCAGAACUAGAAGCCCGUUUAGAACUCCAGCACAGAGAAAAAGAACAGGCGGACGCCGCAGCUGCACUCGCUCGUACUAAAUUGGAGCUUUUGCAACUAGCAGAGAACUCCGACCAAGAACCGGACGCUGAAAACGACCUAGUCAACGAUUGGAUAGACAAAACUCCGCCGCCACAAGAUACCGAAUUUAACCGCAGUAUGAACAUCCUAUCAAACCUAGUAGCAAAGGCAGUUCAACAAACCAACAGUAGUCACGAACACAGAACGGAUACCGCACCAAAGAAACCACCAAUAUAUAUUAACGAUCUGUACCUAUUUGACGGAGAUCCCAUCAACUGGAUACCAUUCAUCAGCCACUACAAGGACACUGCAUCAUUUUUUAGUGACAUCGAAAACACCGCUCGCAUCAGGAAGUCCCUCAAAGGACUUGCAAGACAAACAGUAAAAUCUCUUCUAUACACCAGCACGAACCCAGAAAUAAUAUUAACAGAAUUAGAAAGAAGAUUCGGACAACCUUCAUAUAUAAUAAAAAGCGAAAUCGCAGAACUCGACAAAUUGCCCAAAAUGACUGAAGACAUUAAGGGCAUAGGCACAUUUGCUAGCGCAGUAUUUAACAGCGUAAAUACAAUAAAACAAUUAGACCGAAAGGAAUAUCUUUACUCUACCGAUAUAUCAGAUAGAAUCGUGGGAAAAAUGAGCACCAUAGUAAGAUUUCGAUGGCAAGAAUACAAAUGCCACCGGACAAAGGAACCCAUACUCAGUGUGCUGUCUGAGUUUUUAAAUAUGAUAUCGGAUCAAUUUGAUGAGCCCGGUUUACGUCUCAAACAGAAGGUUAAAAUAGAAAAUAACAAAUCACGACCAAUAAGAAGAGCCAGAGUUAAUACGGCAAAUCACGAAUCAACCUACGAAAGUGACGAAGAUUCAAACUACGACAGCGAGUUCGAAGAAGAAAUGAGAAUCGUCCUUACCGCCUCGGCAAUAGAAGAAGAAAGAUGUCCCCUAUGCGAACAAUCACACGAUAUUAUCAAAUGCGACAAAUUCACAAAGGAACCCACCAAAGAACGUUGGGAAAUAGUCAAAAGACUAAAGAUGUGUUUCAAAUGUCUCAAAACGAAUCACAGACACUUUCAAUGCAAAACUCAACCUUGUGGCAAGGAUGGUUGCAUCAGAAAGCAUCAUGAGCUACUGCAUCAAGAAAGAUUAAAACCAGACUCUAAUAAGAUAGUUUCAGUAAAUCACAUAGGCACUUCAAAAGCCUACUUAAAAAUAGUACCUGUAGAGCUGUGCGGACCAAAUGGCACUGAGACCGUCAUGGCCUUACUAGAUGAGGGGUCAACAGUCACUCUGCUGGUAGACAAAGUCGCCCACCACAUAGGAGCCUCCGGACCUGCAAAGAGCCUAGUUAUCGAAGGCAUAAGCGGUCAUCAAAUGAAAACGGAAGAAUCAAGACAUAUUAAAAUUCGUAUCAAAGGUUUAUUCUCAAGGACAUAUGAAGAUCUUCAGGCACAUACAAUCGGACAACUCAACCUUGUAGCACAAUCCGUAAAGAAAGAAGACAUAGAAGAUUGCCCCCAUCUUAAAGAUAUAGAAGAUCAGCUGAUAUACGAUGGAACGCCACCAUCACUGUUAAUAGGCCAAGACAACUGGCACUUAAUAGUUACAAGAGACUUGAAGACUGGUAGCGCAUCAAAGCCCGUGGCAUCCCUAACCAGCCUAGGAUGGAUACUUCACGGCUUGAAGACUGAAACCUCAAAACCCGUCCUCUUCAUAAAUCACAUUCAUGAAAAAGAAACUGAAGACAUAGAUAAACUAAUUAAAAACCAUUUCAGUCUCGACUCGUUGGGAAUAACAGAAAGAAAACCACUAAAAGAUCCCGAACAACGAGCCAUGGCAAUUUUAGAAAAAACAACUCAUAGAUUGCCCGAAGGAAGAUUCGAAUGCGGAUUACUAUGGAAAUCCGACGAUGAAACUAUGCCACAAAAUAGAAACAGUGCCUUACGCCGCCUACAAGGCAUAGAAAGAAAACUAAAUAAAAAUGAAGACUUCAAAUUAAAAUAUACUCACCAAAUACAAAAUCUAAUAUCCAAUGGAUAUGCCGAACUAGCCACCACAAAACCCACCUCGCCAAGAACCUGGUACCUGCCACAUUUCGCAGUAAUACAUCCACAAAAGGAAAAAUUAAGAGUCGUGUUCGACGCCGCCGAACGCACAAAUGGCAAAAGUCUAAACGAUGCCUUACUAUCCGGUCCUGAUUUACUACAAUCCCUCUUCGGCGUGCUGAUAAGGUUCCGCCAAGGCCCGGUAGCCGUCGCAGCCGACAUCAAGGAAAUGUUUCUCAGAAUCGUAAUACGAGAAGAAGACAGAGACAGCUUACGAUUCCUCUGGAAAGAGAACGAAACAGACGCAGAACCUAAAGAAUACAGAAUGAAGUCGCUAAUAUUCGGAGCAACGUUAUCACCCUGUUCAGCUAUAUACGUUAAGAAUCGAAAUGCUCAAGACUUCCAAGAAAAAUAUCCCGAGGCUGUGAAUGCCAUUCAACGUUGUCAUUAUAUGGACGACUAUUUACAAAGCUUCCCAACAGUCGAAGAAGCAAAAAGAACAAGUAAAGAAGUGGACCUCAUACACAAAAGUGGAGGUUUCGAACUAAGAGGAUGGACAUCGAAUUAUCCAUCCACUAUUAACACAAUGGAAAUCAACCAUCCCGACCACAUUAAUUUGGGAGACCACGAUAAAUAUGGGAAGACAUUGGGCAUGAUAUGGCAAACCAACAACGACGCAUUACGAUUUACUGUCAGCCUUCGCAACACGCCCGAUGACGUCACUAAAGAAACGAGACCACCAACUAAACGCGAAGUCGCAAGCGCUGUCAUGUCAGUAUUCGACCCGCUAGGUUUAGCCACUCCAGUUUUAAUACAAGGAAAAACACUUAUACAGCAACUAUGGCGCACCGGAAUAAAUUGGGACGACCACAUACCCGACACGCUUAGAGACCAUUGGUCAAAAUGGCUCAACAACCUAGCAUGUCUAAAGGAUCUCAACGUUCCACGAUGUACAGAUUCCUGUAACGAGGGGGAACUACAUACCUUCGUAGACGCCAGUGAAACCAUCUAUGCCGCUGCAACAUACUGGAAAACUACUAUGAACAACCAGGUCAGCAUAAAACUAAUAGCAGCAAAAGCCAAGGUGGCCCCACUCAAACCUACCUCUAUACCACGAUUAGAAUUACAAGCCGCAGUGCUUGGCUGCCGUCUAGCAAACAGCAUUCACCAAGAAAUGGACACCAAUAUUAAGAAGAAGUAUUACUGGUCAGACUCUCGAACGGUAUUAGCAUGGAUCAAAUCCGACCCACGCACGUUCAAAACCUUCGUCGCACACAGACUAGCUGAAAUAGAAGAACUCUCAAAAACAUCAGAAUGGAGAUACGUACCCACUAAACAAAACGUAGCUGACGACGCAACUAGAUCGGCACCCCGAAAUUUCGACAGCAACCAUCGAUGGUUCAACGGUCCAGAAUUCCUAAAACUUGACUGCAACGAAUGGCCUCAAGAUCACAGUGAUCGCUCACUACAAGUUACGGGCGAAGAAAAAACACAGACAGUAGCCACGGCGCGUCUCGUUCAACCACCUAUACCAGACGUCAGUCGUUUCUCAUCAUGGACACGUUACCUACGAGCCUCAGCACGCUUCAUACAAAGCGUCGAAGUUUUUAAAACAUUACUAAAUAAACCCGACAAAGUCACCGCCACUAAACGAAUCGUCAAGGAUAAAGCCUGGAAACCGUAUAAAAACAGAUGA